UUGUGGAGUGUUUGUCGAGCAUGCGGCUAUGAUAAGACUACUAGGACACACUAAGAACAGGGCAUAGACGAUAUCCCGGAGGAGUAUAAAAUCGGAAGCUUCGUCUUAGUCUCAUCAUCAGUCUUCGCUGGUUUACAAUCACAAGAAGUUCAUUGAUUGACCAUAAAACAAUAAAACGAAAAGAGCAGGUGAAAGUAGCGCACGAUGGCAAAUCAAUUCGUACUAGCUUUUGCUAUGGUAGUAGCUGUAGCGACUGUCGCUUCCGGCUUUGUCGCCCCGGCCCGACGCGCCCAAAUUGUCGGUGGCUUCCCGAUCGACAUUUCCGAGGCGCCGUACCAAAUUUCGCUCCGCGAGGGAGGCCAUCCUUCCUGCGGUGGAUCGAUCAUUUCGCCCGACUGGAUCCUAACUGCUGCCCACUGUCUGGAGGGCGUAUCCGCCGAUCAGGUGUCGAUCCGGGCCGGUUCAACGUACAAAAUGCACGGCGGUGUGCUGCGCAACGUCGCACGAGUUGUGCUCCAUCCGGCCUGGGAUCCGGUCACGAACGAAGGUGACAUUGCGCUGAUGGAGCUGGAAAGUCCGCUGCCGCUGGAUGGUGACACGAUGGCAUCGAUCGAGAUGCCCGAACAGGACGAGGAAGAUCCGGUCGAGGGUUCGAAGGCGCUGGUGUCCGGCUGGGGCAAGACGCUGAACCGGUUCCAUUCGGCGUUGAUCCUGCGCGCUACCUUCCUGCCGAUCGUUCACCGGGACAACUGUCAGAAGGCGUACCGGCGUACGCACACCAUCUCGGAGAUGAUGCUGUGUGCGGGCUUCUUCGAGGGUGGCCAUGAUUCGUGCCAGGGUGACUCCGGUGGUCCGCUGGUGGUGGACGAUGUGCUUGUUGGUGUGGUGUCGUUCGCGAUCGGUUGCGCCAGACCGGGCCUGCCCGGUGUGAAUGCGCGCGUUUCCGCCGUGCGCGAUUGGAUUCGUGAAGUGAGCAACGUUUAAAGCGGGUGAUGUCUGAUGGGAUGUUUUUGGCAUAUGUUAUAUGAAAUAUAUUUAUUUUUGGGCAAAAGCAUAA
Anopheles gambiae (African malaria mosquito) is the source of this 1057-nucleotide messenger RNA. Its product is annotated as trypsin-4-like. The transcript is spliced from 2 exons. Gene Ontology annotation, biological process: proteolysis. The record is from RefSeq and is a predicted model, not a curated record. The coding region runs from base 205 to 984 and encodes 259 amino acids. NCBI's taxonomy places the organism in Eukaryota, Metazoa, Arthropoda, Insecta, Diptera, Culicidae. Gene Ontology annotation, molecular function: serine-type endopeptidase activity.